This is a messenger RNA of Aphis gossypii (cotton aphid), 2208 nucleotides long. RefSeq names its product eukaryotic translation initiation factor 2D (gene eIF2D). The transcript is spliced from 7 exons. The record is from RefSeq and is a predicted model, not a curated record. Gene Ontology annotation, molecular function: translation initiation factor activity. Gene Ontology annotation, biological process: formation of translation preinitiation complex; translational initiation. The coding region runs from base 398 to 1984 and encodes 528 amino acids. Lineage: Eukaryota; Metazoa; Arthropoda; Insecta; Hemiptera; Aphididae.
AGAAGAUGAUUCGUGAUAACGUGACAAUUUAUAGUGCUCGUCUUUAUAAUUUUAAAUACUUUUGAGUUUUGAUGGACAUAAAUACAUGAUAUAAUUAUGUAAAUUUCAAAAUCUACUUGUUUGCAGUCAGUGGUUUUCGCACUCACUAUCUCAAGAGUCAACACUAAGGUCCACACUUCACAGCGAUUGCGAAUAUUCAGUAGUCAGUAGACGUACAAUUCUUCGCUCUUCAUUACUAACUCGUUAAAGAUUAGGUUAUGAACUAUCGCUUUAAAUUUAUGAUUGUAAAGUAGUAGUAUAAGGAUUCUGAUUGUCUGGAGUUUUUAUUUGGACGUCAAAACCUGUCUGUUCGACCAAGUAUUUAUACCACAAUUAAUUAUAAUUAAUCUUAUCAAUUAUGUUCAAAAAAGAAUUCCGAAUUAAAUCGAGUACUCCACUAAAAGGCGCAGAUCAAAAGAAACUCAAAUCUACAAUUGGCAAACAUUUUAAUUUAACUAAUGACACACUGGAUGAAUUUUUAAGUCAUAAACAAUUAUCACUGUUGAAAAUUAUAACCUACACUAAUGACAUAAUUAAAAUUUAUUGUGCUCAAGAAGUUGCAUUAGUUUUCGAUCAUAAAGGAAAAUAUUAUCCAACAUUAUUUAUGGUUUGGUCAUUUCCUCACAUUGUCCCUAGAUUAAUAUUGCAUGAGGAUUUGAAAUCCAAGAUCAAUGAUCCAUCACAAUUAGCUAUAAAAGAUAUAUCUUCUGUAAAUAAUGAUGAUCUACUCGUUCAAUUACCUGUUGAUCAGUGUGUGAGUAUAUGUACCAACUCUUGUGAAAAAAUUAUUGCUAUUGGAUACUUGAUCAUUGAUGGCAAUACUAUAAAAAACCAUGAAAAUAAGAAAGAUAUAUGUUUAAAAGUGUUACAUUUCCACAAAGAUGAACUUUUUAAAUCCAACAUAAUUAACAUUAUUCCUGAAAUAAUUUCGACGAUGGAGCGUUCUUUUAAAAAAGCACCUGAAUUAAAUGAUUUACCAAAUCAAAUAGAAGAUAACCGAACUGUUAUUGAAAAAAUGGACGAAUUAUUAAUGACGUGUUCUUUAAAAGCAUUAAAAUAUUGUAUUAAAAAAGAAAUGUUGCCAAUUUUAGCUAGUACGUUUUAUAAAAAAUAUGUAAUGAAAUUUUGUCCUGAAGGAAUAGAACUUGAUAUUAAAAAAACUAGUUUCAAAAAAUUAUCAACAUUUUUACAGUUAUUAGAUGUAGAGUGUAUAAUCAAAUUUAAUGUUGGUAGUAAUGGUAUUGCUGAAAUAACUCAGGUCAUGCAUAGUAAUAGCAAAUUUCAAGAAAUAAAUAUUGAAGAAAAUUCUGAGUUUAAAGAAAAUAAUGAUCAAUAUACAACUCCAGUAAAAGAAAUUUAUAUAGUGACACCAGGAUUACAACCUAUAUUCUCUGAAUUUCUUUGUCGAAAAGGAGAUGAGUUACCAUUAUCAUCUAUUCGAAGAUAUGUUACAGAAUACGUUAAGAAAUAUGAAUUGCAAGACAAAACGGACCCUUCGAUUGUGAAUACAAAUGAUGUCUUAAAAAAAAUACUAUCACAAAGAAAAGACAAAUCUUCAAUAACCUUUAAGGAUUUAAUUGAAGAAGUGACAAAACUAAUGCAUCGGACUGAAAUAUCAGUCCUGAAUACUGAUACCAAAAAAAAUUUAAAGAAAAAAGUUAAUAAUAUUGAAAUGACUGUUAAUAAUCGAAGUGGAAACAAAAAAGUUACUCUAGUUAAUAAUUUGGAGUUAUAUGGUGUCGAUGUUUUAAAAUUUAGUAAAGAAUGUCAACAUGGUGUAGCUGCCAGUACAACUAUUAAUGAUAUUCCAAAUGCACAAAAUAGACAAGUCCAGAUUCAAGGCUCCCAAGUUCCUUUUGUGUAUAAAUUAUUAACAGAUCAAUACAAAAUUCCUGUCAAAUUUAUAAGAGGACAUGAAACUUUUAUCAAAAAACAAAAAAAAUAGUUUUUUUAAAUUAAAUAAAAAAUAAUAAUAAAUAAAUAAAAAAUGAAUUUGUUUUCUACUUUUAAAACUAUGAAAUGACUUAUUAACUACUAUAUUAAAUUUAUAUUGUUAUAAAAUAAUUAUUAUUGUUUUUAUGAAAUGAUAAGGAUAGAAAUAUUUUAUUUUUGAUGAUUAUAUAAAUUUAUUGCCAAAUAAUAUAAAUAUAUUCUGUUGCCUUUAAUUUA